Odobenus rosmarus divergens (Pacific walrus) is the source of this 505-nucleotide messenger RNA. Its product is annotated as regakine-1-like. Gene Ontology annotation, cellular component: extracellular region. Lineage: Eukaryota; Metazoa; Chordata; Mammalia; Carnivora; Odobenidae. Gene Ontology annotation, molecular function: chemokine activity; CCR chemokine receptor binding. The transcript is spliced from 3 exons. The record is from RefSeq and is a predicted model, not a curated record. Gene Ontology annotation, biological process: cellular response to type II interferon; lymphocyte chemotaxis; inflammatory response. Bases 60 to 383 code for a protein of 107 amino acids.
AGGGAACCCAGGAGUCUUCAGCCCCAUCCUGCUCUUACAGCUGGUCAGCCGCCAGAAGGAUGAAGGUGAUCCUGGCUACCCUGGUCUUCCUCCUCAUUCUUGCUGUCCUCCACUCUGAGGCCAAUGAAGAACCAGUUAAUAAAUUAACCUCCCAUCUGUGCUGUUUGACCUACAUCUCACGGAAGGUCCCACUCCGGAUUGUGAAAGGUUAUGAUAGGACCAGUGACCAGUGCCCCACCCCAGGGGUCAUCUUCCUUACCCAACAGGGCCGACAGAUCUGCGCCAACCCCAAUGUUGCCUGGGUGCAGAAGUACAUCAGAUACCUAGACCACGCGUCUAAGUUGUCUGGGAGCACUGGGGCCCGCAUGGCCGAGGGAGUUUGAGGAGACGCCUUCCCUCCCCAACUCUCUCAGCCCCAGAAGGUCCCUGGGAGUUGUCCUGGUCCAAAUUGAAACUCUUUCUUGCUUUUCUGUGCUCCCAUUCUCUAAUGAAUCCUGCUCUUUCC